AAAUCAUAUAUAUCCCACCACAACCAUCGAUGGUUCACACACUUUGAUAUUUCAGUCAACUAAAGAAAAAACAGGUAAAUGAAGACAAGGCUUCCCAUAAACUCCAAAGACUUAUAUAAAGAACCUUAACAUUGUCUCAUUUUGUUUAAACAACUCUCUAUUUCAUCUCCUCUUAGUCCUUUCUUAAACAUCUUCCCCUUUAACUCCCAUAUGGAACAAUCACAAUUACAUGAUCAUGCCACCAAAAAAUGGAGUCCCAAAGUUCCAAAACAGAGAAAAUUUGUUGGUGUAAGACAAAGACCUUCUGGAAAAUGGGUUGCAGAGAUCAAGAACACAACACAAAAGAUCAGGAUGUGGCUGGGAACGUUUGAUUCAGCUGAAGAAGCUGCUCGUGCUUAUGAUGAGGCUGCUUGUCUUCUACGAGGAUCAAAUGCUCGAACUAAUUUCCAUAACCAUUCCCCUGUCAGUCCUGCUCUUUCUAUGAAAAUUAGAAACCUCCUCAAUCAUAAGAAAAGCCUCAACAAGAUCAAUCCCAAAAGUACUAGUACUCCUAAAAAUCCCACAACUAGUACUAUUUCAACAAGUCAUCGACAAACUAAGAUAUGUAAUGAUGAUGCAUACAAGCCUGAUUUUAACUUCUUUAUGGCUGGAAUUGAUCAAAUGGGGUCAACAAAUUUCGAUCAUUCAUCAACAUUUUCAACUGAUUUUGAUACGAUUCUUCUGGAUGACGAAAAAGUUUGUAACUUUCAAGAGGUACCAAAGGGAAAUCUUGAAGAUCAUCAGAUGCCUGAAUUUGAACACAUGAAAGUUGAAAGACAAAUAUCAGCUUCACUAUAUGCUAUGAAUGGAGUGAAUGAAUAUUGGGAGAAUUUUCAUGAUAAUACUGAUCCUAAUUUUUGGGAUCUCCCUAUGCUCUACCAAAUGUUUUGUCCAAGUUAGGACUUUCUUUGACUCUUUAAAGAUAUCGUUGAUUGUGUGUUGGAUUUUUCUAAAGCUAUACAUAAUCAGAGAAUUCGAUACGGGUGCAACAAUACUUUCAGAAGAUCUGAGUAACAUAGAUACCAAAUGUUUUAAGCCUUUCUCAAUCUAUUAUCUUCACAAUUGGAGUUGAUCAUCAAA
Solanum dulcamara is the source of this 1119-nucleotide messenger RNA. RefSeq names its product ethylene-responsive transcription factor RAP2-11. The record is from RefSeq and is a predicted model, not a curated record. Bases 211 to 939 code for a protein of 242 amino acids. Gene Ontology annotation, biological process: regulation of DNA-templated transcription. Gene Ontology annotation, molecular function: DNA binding; DNA-binding transcription factor activity. NCBI's taxonomy places the organism in Eukaryota, Viridiplantae, Streptophyta, Magnoliopsida, Solanales, Solanaceae. The transcript has a single exon.